AUGUAUGUUGUCCAGAUUGAGCAUAGCGAGACCACUGAGCGGGGGAAGCCCAAGGUUGCAGGCCUGAGUGAUCCUCGGUUGGGAACAAUUGACAGGAAAAUGAAGUGCGAGAAUUGCACUGCGAACAUGGCAGAGUGUCUUGGGCAUUUUGGACACUUGGAGCUUGCUAAGCCCAUGUUCCAUAUAGGGUUCAUGAAGACUGCUCUGCAUAAUGAGAUGUUUUUGCUUCAAUUGUUUGAAGAUUCUUGCAGAAAGAUCCUGCAUGCUUCCAAGAAAAAGACAAAGUGUGAAGGUGGGGAUGAAAUUGAGGUUCGGGGCCAAGACGAGAAGAGCCAGUUAAGAAGAGCCGUGGUGGAGGUGGUGCUCAGCAGCCAAAGAUUACUAUUGAAGGUUCUUAGUGUUCUCCAACGAAUAAGUGAUGAGGAUUGCCAAUUACUGGGGCUAAACCCUAAGUAUGCACGCCCAGACUGGAUGAUCCUGCAAGCCACUCAGAGAUCAGGAAGGCCCAUCAAAUCAAUAUGCAUUAGGCUCAAGGCCAAACAGGGUCGUAUUAGGGGUAAUCUAUUGGGGAAACGAGUUGACUUCUCUGCUCGUACAGUGAUUACUCCCGAUCCCACCAUCAACAUUGAUCAACUUGGAGUACCAUGGAGUAUUGUGUUGAAUCUCACCUAUCCUGAAACUGUUACUCCGUAUAACAUUGAAAGGUUGAAGGAUCUUGUUGAGUAUGGGCCACAUCCUCCUCCUAGUAAAACUGGUGCAAAAUACAUUAUAAGAGAUGAAGGGCAGAGACUUGACCUCCGCUACUUGAAGAAAAGUAGUGAUCAUCAUCUGGAGCUUGGUUACAAGGCAUUUUCUUGA
This is a messenger RNA of Linum tenue, 858 nucleotides long. NCBI's taxonomy places the organism in Eukaryota, Viridiplantae, Streptophyta, Magnoliopsida, Malpighiales, Linaceae. The record is from the annotation of a GenBank genome assembly.